This is a messenger RNA of Dothidotthia symphoricarpi CBS 119687, 1902 nucleotides long. RefSeq names its product pisatin demethylase. The coding region runs from base 1 to 1659 and encodes 552 amino acids. NCBI's taxonomy places the organism in Eukaryota, Fungi, Ascomycota, Dothideomycetes, Pleosporales, Dothidotthiaceae. The record is from RefSeq and is a predicted model, not a curated record. Gene Ontology annotation, molecular function: heme binding; monooxygenase activity; oxidoreductase activity, acting on paired donors, with incorporation or reduction of molecular oxygen. The transcript has 6 exons.
AUGGACCACAAAAACGCAUCGCUGACUUCGCCUGACGCUCGUGUUAGUAGUACGCCCGCUGCAAUACUUCUGAGCAGUCUCAUUCAACCAGCAGUAGCUUCUAUAGUGUUCUUUGCUAUAUGUCUAGUGUACGCCAUUUACUCCAUCGCCCAAUAUGCCCGACUCCGAGCGUUCAAGGGACCAAGCUCGGCCGCAUGGUCGAAGUUCUGGUUACUCAGAUGUGUCCAGAGCGGCAGGAUGCAUCAUAUCCUCCAAGACAUAAGCACAAGAUAUGGCAAAUUCGCCCGUAUCGGGCCUAACACUUUGCUGGUUUCGGACGUAGAAUUUGUACGCAGAGUCAACGCCCCAAAGAGCAAGUAUCACCGUUCAGAUUGGUACAAGGGGUCUCGAUUUACACCUGGAGAGGAUACUCUGAUCAGUAUGACCAACGAGGUCGAGCACAAGACUGUGCGAUCGAAGAUGACCGUAGGCUACAAUCUCAAAAAGGAGAAUGAGCGUUGUGAAAGUGCCAUCGAUAGUCAACUCGAGGUGAUGCUCAACCUCAUUGAAUCAAAGUACAUCUCAGACCUCGAUAAAGGUGAUGUCCGGCUCUUGGAUUGGGGCUACCUGGCAAGUUACUUCUCCAUCGACUCCAUCACGGACAUUGCAUUCAGUCAGCCUAUCGGAGACCUCAAAGAGGAUAAAGACAAGUGGAACUUUUUGCAUAACACCGAAGACAACAUUAGGUCAAUGUCGUUCUUCACUAUCUAUCCCGAAAUCCUCAACAAGAUCCCAUUAUGGGUGAUGGUUAAAUACCUUGCGCCUCAUCCGGAUGACAAUAGCCCAUUUGGUAUGGUUAUGGGUUUCGCCCGGAAGUGUGCUCGAGAGCGUUAUGGCGAGAAAAAGGUCGAGAAAGACGACAUGCUGGGCGUUUUUGUACGUCAGGGUAUGUCCCAAUAUGAAGCAGAGCGUACUUCGCUUCUUCAGCUGGUAGCCGGCUCCGAUACCGUAGCCACCUCACUUCGAGCGGCUAUUCUCUACAUCGCCAGCGAUCCUUCGGUCGUCCACCGCAUCCGAACAGAGGUCGCUGCCGCUGGCGUGUCUUCUGAAAGACCCACUUCCGACAUUAUUAGCUAUGGCGAUGCCCGCAAGAUUCGCUACAUACUUGCUGUCGUGCGUGAAGUCCUCCGCGUUCACCCGCCUGCCAUCGCAACGAUGGAGAAGCAGCUUGGUAACGAGAGUGACCUUCUUCCCGAUGGCCGUGUCAUUCCAGCGAGGACCAACAUCGCAUUGUCCUUGACGGCGAUCCUUCGCGACCCGGAGACGUUCGGUGCGGAUGCGGAGUUAUUUAGACCAGAACGGUGGCUUGAAGAUGUCGACGAAGAACAAAAGAAGAAGAUGGAUAGGGCGCAUGAACUGAUCUUCGGUUCGGGUAGGUUUCUUUGCCUUGGUAGGGAAAUCGCGAUGAUGCACAUCGUGAAAAUCGUGAUCGAGAUUUUCAACCGAUAUGACAUCUCGGUUCUUCACCCAGAGAAGCCUUGGCAUAGCCUUGCUUACGGCAUCUUUGUUCAGCAUGAUCAGUGGGUGAAGGUGACGAGGAAGGACCUCAGACACGAGGGAUUUUCCAAUCUUUCUCAGGUGUUUGUGAAUGAAAAACCCAACGGUAGUGUGGUGCUUUGAAUCUCGGGCGGGAGGAAAAGUUCUAAGCAGGGAAAGUGAGCUUUGAUAGCCAGCGCAUGUCUGAUACGUACACAGCUGGGGAGAAUGCCACUUGAUUAUCAAUUGAUACUGCUUGUGGUUGCAAAGAGGUGCCUCGUAAAAUCUUAAAGCAUCGAAAGCUAGACAAGGUUACAGAUCAUCGUAAACGGGAACUUCAUGUCUAGUCUGAUAAAACAAGUGGUAGUUUUGUUAUGAGCGUUCUAU